UUUGCACCGACGAGGCGAGGGCGGUUCGUGGCCCUUUCCGCGAGCCCCUCAAGGAGUCGUUGAGGAGAAGUUUCUUGAGGGCGGCCAUGAACGCCGGUUUCUGCCGCCUGCCGGCGGCUCUGUGGCAGUUGGCGGCGUGGCGGCCGCUGCUUGUUGUCUCUCGGCCGUUUAGUCAAGCCGGGCAGGCCGGCGAUGGCGGCGGCGCUUCGAGCUCCGGGUCGAAGGAGGAGGAGGUGAGGAAGCUGGUGCGGGCGCACCCGGUGGUGGUCUUCAUGAAGGGCAGCCCGGCCCAGCCCCAGUGCGGCUUCAGCAACGCCGUGGUGCAGAUCCUGCGCUUGCACGGCGUCACCGACUACCGAGCCUACGACGUCCUCCAAGACCACGACCUGCGGCAAGGAGUUAAAAACUUUUCCAACUGGCCGACUAUCCCUCAAGUCUUUCUCAACGGUGAAUUUGUGGGAGGCUGUGACAUACUUCUCCAGAUGCAUCAAAGUGGAGAUCUAGUGGAAGAACUGAAGAAACUGGGAAUACGCUCUGCGCUGUUGGAUUCAGAGAAAGACCAUGGGAAAAAAUAAGCUGGCCUCCAUGACUUUAACAAAGACAGCUUUUGAUAUCUUGUUACCAGAAAAGCCUUACAUAAUGUAGCUCAAAAAGGCAACUUUUUGAACUGACAAUGAGGUUUAUCACUAUUCACCAUACACUAUGUCUCAUUGAUUGUGAGGAUAUUCUUUUAUGAAAAGUUUAAGUAUAACCACUGCUCUGUAAAUCAAAUAUUUGGAGUCAGACUAUGUAAGUAGCUCAUUUCUGUUUUGUACUGCUUUGUGAAUUUUGCUUGAGUUUGAAAUCAGCCACAGAAACUACCCCACUCCGUCAAGAUGCAAGUCAUUUGUAUCUUGCUAAUUGUGUUCUGUGCACAAUCCAGGCAGACAGUAUUUGGAUUUUUCUUACACCUCACUCAGUGAAAUAUAAAGUAAAUAAUAAUGACUUCAGUUCAUAUUGAGAUUUUCAGGGGCCACUUGAUUUGUGUGGAAUUCCACUUAAUGCAUAUGGACAGUAGAAUACAUACAUAAGGCUGAUUUCUCAUGUUGAAAAUAAAUACCACAGCUGUUUUUUUCCUAAAUAUAUCAGUGGGCUUUGGAAAAUGCUAAGAAGUGUGGAUUAAGAAUUAGAAUGUAAUUUCAUUCUACCUCUGCCAAAGAGACUGCCUCAAUGCACAUUAACCUUCACCAUGUAUUUGUGUGAACUUCUAAAACUUGCAAUUUGUUGGCUCCGUACAGGAUGUGUGGAAAUGAGCUGUAGAAGAACAAAUGCAGUUUCUUGCUGCUGUGGCUCAUUUUAAAAUAUGUGCAGAAACCACUUGGGAUUCUGCUUUGGGCAACCCAACCCAGAGCCCCUGGCAGUGGGAUGCAGUGACACUCCAGCACUGCCCUGCCGCUUCCAGGGGGGCUUUUUAGCAGCACAGGGAAUUAAAAAAUGAAAAAAGCCUCCUCUUUGCCAAAAAGCCCAAAGGGCUCUUUGCAGGUAUUCUGGUGGGCAAAGGCUGGGUGGAAGCCAACUAACGUUGGCACCACCCCUGGAACACCUCCACCACAAUGGCAGGAGUACCAAUGGGUCACUGUGCCAUGUCAGCCUGCCAUGGAGGGCUACAAUAGUUGCCCUCCAAUGAAUUUGCCCCUCCUCUGGGGUAAGAGCCCCACAGAAGGCAAAUCUGCUGGGACAGCCCCACACUGCCUCCAUAGGCAGAUUCAACACACACACACACACACACCCCAGAUUAGGCUGUAAGCUUCGGGAGUAUCUGUUCCAAAGUUACACAUGGAUGUUUGUUUUCAUGAUCAGAGAUGAUUCUCGCUUCAUCACAAUAAACAAGGAAGUAGAAUUCCUUCAUGUAUCAGGUAGAAUGAAGUCAGGAAGUUUUUUGGGAGCUUGUCUGAAAAUGCAUAUAUCCUGGGCUCCUUUAUGUUUCUACUUUUAUGCUGAAAAAUAUAUUUUUCGUUCAAACGUAUACGUUGUACUAUGUGGCUUAUAGCCCAACAAAAGUUGGUUAUAGCCCAAGAAAAGUACAUUCUUCAUGUUGUUUUAAUGUUGGAACAGUGUACACUAUUAGAUGGAAGCAAAUUGUAUCUGAGAAACCAUGUUUACUUUGUGAUUAUAGAUGUUUUCCUUUCCAGAUAAAGGGCAGUUAUGAGGAA
This is a messenger RNA of Sphaerodactylus townsendi, 2192 nucleotides long. It is a transcript of the gene GLRX5, whose product is annotated as glutaredoxin 5. The transcript is spliced from 2 exons. Lineage: Eukaryota; Metazoa; Chordata; Lepidosauria; Squamata; Sphaerodactylidae. The coding region runs from base 87 to 575 and encodes 162 amino acids. The record is from RefSeq and is a predicted model, not a curated record.